This is a messenger RNA of Galeopterus variegatus (Sunda flying lemur), 1691 nucleotides long. RefSeq names its product PARK2 co-regulated-like (gene PACRGL). NCBI's taxonomy places the organism in Eukaryota, Metazoa, Chordata, Mammalia, Dermoptera, Cynocephalidae. The coding region runs from base 309 to 974 and encodes 221 amino acids. The record is from RefSeq and is a predicted model, not a curated record. The transcript is spliced from 8 exons.
GCGGCUGUCGGCUGAGCGAGCGUCGGGGAAAAGCCCCACCUGGGGCGGCAGCUGGUGUGCGGGUCGCAGCGGGGGAGAGGCGCGGUAGGAACGGGUCCCCGGAGCUGUGGACAUCGGGUGCGGGGAUCCCGUCCGCGCUCUCUGCCAAGCUGGCUUCCUAGCUGGCCUGUUGCUAGGGCCGCCGGACGCCGUUGCUAAGGACCGUAGAGAUCCUGAACGUCUAGAGCGCGCCGCUCCUUACCUGGGGUCGACUUUGGUCAAGAGUAGCCUUCGUUAGUCUUAAUUGAAACCGGAGGAAAAGAGAAGCAAUGCAGAAAUCAGAGUGCCCUGGAGGUGCACAGUUGAGAAACAGAGUAACAGGUAACUGUGAUCAAAAGACAUCAUCAAGUGCACAAAUAAAACACAGGGCUACAGUUCAGAGAAGCAAAUCCUCAUUGUCAACCAGUUCUCCAGAGUCUGCAAGAAAACCUCAUCCUCGACCAAGUGAUAAACUUAACCCUAAAACAAUUAACCCAUUUGGUGAGCAGUCACGAGCCUCUUCUGCAUUUGCAGCCAUUUACUCUAAAGGAGGUAUUCCUUGCAGAUUGGUACAUGGUUCGGUAAAACACAGAUUACAGUGGGAGUGUCCACCUGAAAAUCUUCCAUUUGACCCUCUUCUUAUUACUUUAGCUGAGGGUCUGAGAGAGACUAAACAUCCGUAUACCUUUGUAUCAAAGGAGGGUUUUAGAGAAUUACUUUUGGUCAAAGGUGCUUUUGAAAAGGCCAUGCCUUUGCUACCUAGACUGAUUCCUGUGCUAAAGGCGGCUCUGGUUCAUUUGGAUGAUGAAGUAUUUGAAAGAGGAUUGAAUGCUCUGGUACAGUUAAGUAGUAUUGUUGGUCCUUCUCUAAAUGACCAUCUGAAACAUCUGCUUACAAGUGCAAGCCUUAUCAUCAUCAAAUCCAAAAUUCCAACAUAUUGCUCCAUAGGCUGUUGAAUAAGGGAGCCAAGAAAAAUCAUCUUGCUACCUGAGACAUGUCAAACGCCGACCACAAGUACCCCUGGAACCUUUAUUCAGUUUGGUUUAUACUUUUCUAAACCACAGUCACCAUUUGUUAUUUACUAGGUUAAGAUGAGUAUUCACAAUCCCAUGGAAUCAUAGUGAAAGUUAUUCAUUAACUAAGAAGAAUGGUUAAUAAUGAAAUGCUAUUAAAAGAAGUUCUAUACUAGAACAAUUUUGUAGGGUUUAUCUUUCAUAUUUUUAUUAUAUGCGUGAAGAACUGUUAUUGAGUUUACAAGAUCAGAUGUUUUUGUAUUUUCUAGUGCCUUUUUAUUUAUAACACCAUUUUUUGCAAUUAAUUUGUAGCUGUGCACUUAUUUUUGUAGGUAUUUUGCUAUUUCUUGGGUUUUAUCAUUAUCAAGGCUGUAUGUAGAAUUUAAAAUAGUGGACAAACAUUUGUGAAUUCAUAAUUAUUGUUUGUAAAAAUGUAUUUUAUAAUGUAGAAUGCUUGGAAAAUUUUCUUUCCAGAGUAUUCUAGUUUAAGUAAUUUUUUUAACUGUGAAAAUUUUAUUGCAAGUAUGUUGUUUUUUACAACUCAGUAAAACUACCUAAAUUUUAGGUGUUAAUUAUAUUUAAGUAAAUAUUUUUCAUUUCAUAGCCUGAAAAAACUGAUGUACACAUAAAGAUAUUCAGAAAUUACAAUCUUAAAACUCA